Messenger RNA from Pichia membranifaciens NRRL Y-2026, 1600 nucleotides. RefSeq lists its product as hypothetical. Gene Ontology annotation, biological process: nucleoside metabolic process. The coding region runs from base 393 to 1340 and encodes 315 amino acids. Gene Ontology annotation, molecular function: purine-nucleoside phosphorylase activity. The record is from RefSeq and is a predicted model, not a curated record. The transcript has a single exon. Gene Ontology annotation, cellular component: cytoplasm. NCBI's taxonomy places the organism in Eukaryota, Fungi, Ascomycota, Pichiomycetes, Pichiales, Pichiaceae.
UGUCCUCCAGCAGUAUUUUCUGUUUCUCUCUGGCUCUUUACAGGUUCUAUACGCUUCCAGGUUGCCCUUACCAGUCCCGACCUCGACACCUGUCUUCUUUCAAGAAAGAAAACCGUCCUUUUCGCCUGGCUGUGUCCCUCCCCAGACUGCUCGCCUCCUCGUCCCGGCUGCCCAUCCUGAUCCUCGUUCUCGUCUUUUAUCUACACGGCCUGCAGAGCCGACACGAAACACGAAACAGGAAAUGGGUAUGCAGAUGACUGAACAGAGGCCUGUUGUUCUCCAGACUGCCAGUUAACCCCAUAACCAACAGCAACAAGAGCAGCAGACCACUGUUACACCUAACUUUCACCUUUUCUCUUUUCCCACCCAUCUCAGCCUUAUCUAUCAGUAGCAUGUCAGAGUUGUCGCCAGAGGAACAGCUGCACGAGUUUCAGCUCGCAGCAUCAUGCUUGAAAGGAUACCUACAACCGCAUACCGAACUCCAGAAACCAAAGGUGCUCAUCAUCUGUGGGUCUGGGUUAGGCGGCCUUUCGUCGUUGCUCAAAGAGGACGAGACUUACCACAGGGUGUCCAUCAAGUACAAGGACAUCCCCGGCUUCAAGGAACCGAAGGUGCCUGGCCACAACGGCGAGUUGGUGUUUGGCCACUUGGGCGGAAACGCCACCCCAGUGAUGUGCAUGGUGGGCCGGUUCCACUACUACGAGGGCCACUCAUUUUACUCCAACACCUUCCCUAUCAGAGUUGCGAAGCUGCUUGGCGUGGAGUAUUUGGUCGUAACUAAUGCUGCUGGUGGAGUCAACGAAACUUACAAAACCGGCGAUAUCAUGGUCAUCAACGACCACAUCAACUUCCCGGGAUUAGCAGGCCAGCACCCUCUCAGGGGCCUGAACUUGGACUACUUUGGACCAAGGUUCUUGCCCUUAUCCGACGCUUACGACUUUCAUCUGCGGUACGCACUGUUCGAAGCCUCCCAGAAGCUCGAACUCAAGAGAUCCAUUCAUGAGGGCACAUAUUUCUAUGCUUCCGGACCAACCUUUGAGAGUAGAGCUGAAUGCCGGAUGCUGAGGUUUCUUGGCGCUGACGCCGUCGGCAUGAGCACGGUCCCAGAAGUCAUUGUCGCAAGACACUGUGGUAUGAAAGUCAUUGGCCUCAGCUUGAUUACCAACUCGGUAUUGGGCGACAAGCCAGCCAGUGCAAAGGAGACAUGCCUUCGAGGUGACACCUACACAGCCGUUGACCAGACCAAGGGGAUGGCUAGCCAUGCCGAAGUGCUUGAAAGCGCAAACAGUGCAGCAGAAGACGUGAAGAGCUUAGUGGAAUACUUUGUCGGAACUUUAUAAAUAUUCAGAGCAGCUACACGAAUAAAUAAAUAGAUGUAUAAAUAAAUAGUUAAACGUUACAGAAAAAUACUAUACACAUGCAUGAAUUGCGAAGGAGAAGCAAACAACAAGGAAUCCAUAUGUGGCAAGAACGCAUCAGUCAAUGCUUUUUACCCACAGCCAGGGCAGCCGCCAGUGCAGCUCCGGACUCUCCGUUCGAUUGUUGCUGCGUCGAAACUAUAUCUUGACUCCUCCGCUUAUGGUUUUCUUUUUCUCUUUCC